Messenger RNA from Pipistrellus nathusii (Nathusius's pipistrelle), 2202 nucleotides. NCBI's taxonomy places the organism in Eukaryota, Metazoa, Chordata, Mammalia, Chiroptera, Vespertilionidae. The record is from the annotation of a GenBank genome assembly.
AUGACCGAGGGCACGUGUCUGCGUCGCCGAGGGGGACCCUACAAGACCGAGCCCGUCACCGACCUCAGCCGUUGGCGACUCAGCAAUGAGAGGGGAAGGCAGGUGUGGACCUACUUUCAGGAAGAGGACAGCCCCGGCCGGGAGCAGACGGCGCUGGAAGCUCACUCCCUGGGAUUGGACACCGCGAGUUACUUCAAAGACUUGCCCAAAGCCAACACUGCCCACGAGGGGGCUCUGAAUGGGAUGACGUUUUACAUGGGGCUGCAGGCCGAGGACGGGCACUGGGCGGGUGACUAUGGCGGCCCGCUCUUCCUCCUGCCAGGCCUCCUGAUCACAUGCCACGUGGCACGCAUCCCUCUGCCAGCUGGAUACAGAGAAGAGAUGGUGCGGUACCUGCGGUCGGUGCAGCUCCCGGAUGGUGGCUGGGGCCUGCACAUCGAGGACAAGUCCACGGUGUUUGGGACUGCGCUCAACUACGUGUGCCUGAGAAUCCUGGGUGUGGGGCCUGACGAUCCCGACCUGGUGCGGGCACGGAACCUUCUUCACAAGAAAGGCGGAGCUGUGGCCAUCCCCUCCUGGGGGAAAUUCUGGCUGGCUGUCCUGAACGUGUACAGCUGGGAAGGCCUCAACACCCUGUUCCCGGAGAUGUGGCUGUUUCCUGACUGGAUGCCUGCACACCCCUCCACAAUCUGGUGCCACUGCCGUCAGGUCUACCUGCCCAUGAGCUACUGCUAUGCCACCCGGCUGAACGCCGAGGAGGACCCGCUGGUCCAGAGCCUGCGCCAGGAACUCUACGUGGAGGACUACGCCAGCAUCGACUGGCCGGCGCAGAGGAACAACGUUGCCCUUGACGAUCUCUACACGCCGCACAGCUGGCUGCUCCGUGUAACGUACGCAAUCCUCAACCUGUACGAACGCCACCACAGCGCCAGCCUGCGGCAGCGGGCCGUCCGGAAGCUGUAUGAGCACAUCCAGGCCGAUGACCGCUUCACCAAGUGCAUCAGCAUCGGCCCGAUCUCAAAAACCAUCAACAUGCUGGUGCGCUGGCGCGCGGACGGGCCGGCCUCCAGCGCCUUCCAGGAGCACGUGUCCAGGAUCCCCGACUACCUCUGGCUGGGCCUCGAUGGCAUGAAGAUGCAGGGCACCAAUGGCUCGCAGGUCUGGGACACCUCCUUCGCCGUCCAGGCCUUUCUGGAGGCGGGCGCUCACCACAGGCCUGAGUUCUCGUCCUGCCUGCAGAAGGCGCAUGAGUUCCUGCGGGUCUCACAGGUCCCAGAGAACCCGCCCAAUUACCAGAAGUACUACCGCCAGAUGAGCAAGGGCGGCUUCCCCUUCAGCACGCUGGAUUGUGGUUGGAUCGUCGCCGACUGCACAGCUGAGGCCCUGAAGUCUGUCCUCCUCACGCAGGAAAAGUGUCCUUUUGUCACCACGCACAUCCCGCGAGAGCGGCUCUUUGAUGCUGUGGCUGUGCUGCUGAGCAUGAGAAAUCCCGAUGGGGGAUUUGCCACCUACGAGACCAAGCGUGGGGGGUACCUGCUGGAGCUGCUUAACCCCUCGGAGGUCUUUGGGGACAUCAUGAUUGACUACUUGUAUGUGGAGUGCACCUCGGCCGUGAUGCAGGCGCUGAAACAUUUCCACAAGCAGUUUCCAGAGCACAGGCCACGGGAAGUCAGGGAGACCCUCGAGCAGGGUCUGGAGUUCUGUCGUAAGACGCAGAGGGCUGAUGGCUCCUGGGAAGGCUCCUGGGGCGUUUGCUUUACCUACGGCACCUGGUUCGGGCUGGAAGCUUUCGCCUGCAUGGGGCACAUUUACCGCGAUGGGACUGCCUGUGCAGAGGUCGCCCAGGCCUGCGACUUCCUGCUGUCCCAGCAGAUGGCGGACGGAGGCUGGGGGGAGGACUUCGAGUCCUGUGAGCAGCGGCGUUACGUGCAGAGCGCCCAGUCCCAGAUCCACAACACGUGCUGGGCCCUGAUGGGGCUGAUGGCCGUCAGGCACCCUGAUGUAGAGGCCCAGGAGAGAGGAGUCAAGUGUCUGCUCAGAAAACAGCUCCCCAAUGGUGAUUGGCCCCAGGAAAACAUUGCCGGGGUCUUCAACAAGUCCUGCGCCAUCAGCUACACGAGCUACAGGAACGUCUUCCCCAUCUGGGCCCUCGGCCGCUUCUCCCGCCUGUACCCAGAAAGUGCCCUCGCUGGCCACCCCUGA